AGUAAAAUAUCUGUUUUAUUUAUUCUUGGUCACAUCUUUUUCUUGUUAGAAAAAAAAAAGGAAACUUUUGCUGCCAUGGAAGUGAAAGGAAGCUCUGACAGUUCUCUUUCCAACCAAAGGCUGUUGGGAAGAGUUGCCUUAGUUACUGGAGGUGCAAGUGGUAUAGGAGAGAGCAUUGUACGCUUGUUUCACAAACAUGGCGCGAAAGUAUGCAUUGUUGAUAUUCAAGAUGAACUUGGAAAACGCGUUUGUGAAUCCCUUGGUGAUGAAGAGAGCGCGUGUUUCAUCCAUUGUGAUGUUACAUCAGAAACUGAUGUUAGUAAUGCUGUUGAUUUUGCUGUAGAGAAAUUUGGCACACUUGAUAUAAUGGUUAACAAUGCUGGAUUAACAGGGGCGCCCUGUUCAAAUAUCCUCGAUUAUGAUCUCUCUGUCUUCGAUAAUGUGCUUGAUGUGAACGUAAGAGGUGUUUUCCUAGGAAUGAAACAUGCUGCUCGUAUAAUGAUUCCACGAAAAAUAGGAUCAAUUGUGUCUUUGAGCAGUGUAGCAGGGUCUAUUGGUGGCCUCGGACCUCAUGCUUAUACAGCUUCUAAGUUUGCUGUUUUGGGACUAACGCAAAACGUUGCAGCUGAGAUGGGGAAACAUGGUAUACGUGUGAAUUGUGUUUCACCUUACGCGGUUGCAACUGGAUUGGGACUGAGUUACUUGCCCCCUGAACAAAGGAAUGAUGAUCCUAUCGCGGAUUUUAACUCUUAUUUUGGGAAGUUCGCGAACCUGCAGGGCGUGGAUUUGAUGGCUCAGGAUGUUGCUAAUGCUGUGUUGUUCUUAGCCAGCGAUGAAGCAAGGUACAUAAGUGGGCACAAUCUUAAAGUUGAUGGUGGUUUCUCAAGUGUAAAUCACUCUCUUAAGGUGUUUACAUAAGUACUAUAUUUAUCAGAAUUUUAUAAUUAGAAUAAGUCUAUGAGAUUGUAAUCUUGCAAAAACUUUUGAACUAUUAUGUUUGUGACUUUCAUCAUUU
Solanum stenotomum is the source of this 1015-nucleotide messenger RNA. RefSeq names its product xanthoxin dehydrogenase-like. The transcript is spliced from 2 exons. Gene Ontology annotation, molecular function: xanthoxin dehydrogenase (NAD+) activity. The coding region runs from base 76 to 918 and encodes 280 amino acids. Gene Ontology annotation, cellular component: cytosol. NCBI's taxonomy places the organism in Eukaryota, Viridiplantae, Streptophyta, Magnoliopsida, Solanales, Solanaceae. The record is from RefSeq and is a predicted model, not a curated record. Gene Ontology annotation, biological process: abscisic acid biosynthetic process.